Trichoderma virens Gv29-8 is the source of this 3264-nucleotide messenger RNA. RefSeq lists its product as uncharacterized. The record is from RefSeq and is a predicted model, not a curated record. The transcript has 8 exons. The coding region runs from base 1 to 3264 and encodes 1087 amino acids. Lineage: Eukaryota; Fungi; Ascomycota; Sordariomycetes; Hypocreales; Hypocreaceae. Gene Ontology annotation, molecular function: iron ion binding; oxidoreductase activity, acting on paired donors, with incorporation or reduction of molecular oxygen; heme binding.
AUGGCGGCCAUUAAUGCAUUGGUAGAUCUACCAAUUUACAACUACCUUAUCAUAGCGGUUGUUCUAGGCAUCGUUGUUUAUACUGCCAGUAAAAGAUCUCGACCAAACUUGGAUCAUAUUCCGGGCAUUGCGUUCAGUGAUGGUGAUAACUCCACAGAAAGAUAUGUGAAAGAUUCCGGGACUUUACUUCAUGAGGGCUAUUUGAAAUUCACCAAAAAAGGCAUCCCAUUCAAGCUCAGAAAUCCCGCGAACCCGGAGCAUCCUCAAGUGAUCUUACCAUGGAAAUAUCUCAGCGAAGUACGGAGCGCCCCGGAGAGUCGACUCAGCUUUCCUUUAUACUCCAAUCAGGCAUUUCUCCUUGACCACAGUAACGCACCUCAGCAAACAGAUGUCGCUGUGCACAUUGUGCGUACAGACUUGAACAAGAAUCUGGCUGUUCUCAUCGAUGGAAUGCAAGAGGAAAUCGAUUUAGCGCUUGCAUCCCAGUUACCAAAAUGUCCAGAAUGGACACCGUUUCCCCCUUACAUGGCCCUCGCAUACACCAUUUCUCGAGCUACUGCCAGGGUUUUUGCAGGCACUGAGCUCAGCCGCAACGACGAAUGGGUGCAAAUCGGCGUGAAUACAACCAUAAUGGCCCAUCAAGCAGCUCAAGAGAUUCGCAAACAAUAUCCUCCCUUUAUUCGUUGGCUCGCAAAGUGGCGACAUCCAGGUGCGAGGGCCGUGUAUGCUAACCGCCUAAGAGCAGCCGAGCUGAUGGCUCCAAUUCUGAAAAAGCGCUUGUCAAACGAUCUCACCGAGUCUGGAGAGCCAGACGGUGUCCAGUGGUCUAUUGCCGCUACUCGUAGUCGACAGAAGAAAGUUCUGGAGGUAGUUGACGAACACCUGUUUUUAGGAAUAGCUUCCGUGCACUCCAGUUCCGCCACGAGCUUGUCGGUAUUGUACGAUUUGCUUGACCGCCCUCAAAUAAUGCAGGAAAUUGUCGAAGAGAUUCAAACAAUACAUGCUACAUGCUCUAAUGGGCGGUGGAACAAGCAAGCCCUCACUCAGCUAGAAAAGCUGGACAGUUUCAUGGCGGAAAGCCAGAGGAUGUACUCCCUUGGUUUGGUCACUGUCACACGAUCGGCUGUCAAAGCAUACGUCUUUAAGGAUGGGCUUCGCCUUCCCAAGAACACGCAAUUUUCCUUUCCUAACUACGAGCUGAAUCAUGAUCCCGAUGUGUACCCAAAUCCGGAGCAAUUUGAUCCUUGGCGAUUCUUGAAGAUGCGGAAAACAAUCGACGCUAACAAAUAUCAUUUCGCCUACACUUCGGAUCAGAUCCUCAAUUUUGGCAGCGGGACUCACGCCUGCCCAGGUCCCGAGCUGAUGGCACCGAGUGAAUACGGUAUGAAUGAUUACGCAAAGACCCGCACCGAUCAAAUAAGAACUAACAGGUGGCCUACCGAUGUGACGAUUUUGCGCCGAAGAGUAACGGAAGUCACAGAAUUUAUAGCUGCAGUCAUACUUUCUCCAACUGGCACCAUGGCGGUCCGCAGUGGCAGGAAUACCAAAAUACUUCCCCUUUAUUUUGCCCUCUGUGGCCUCGUUUCUCCUUUCACAACCUCUUUUACAGCAACGAAGGCCGAUUGGAAAGCGUUGAGCAUUGAGGUUUCAGAAAAGCUACAUGCAGCUUCACCCCUAGGCCGACCAUGCUUCUCCACAUUGAAUGGUGAAUCGGUAUCAAUUGAGGAAAGGGAAUGUGCCAUCACACAGGAUAAUUAUUUCAAUGGAUCUUUUAGAACCGACAGAUAUGAAGGAUUCCUCCACCUCUUUGGAGAUGGCUGUAUGUCCAACACUACAGACGAAUGCUUCUUCAACAAUGGCGAUCCUCUGUCUUCAACGGAUAAUAAACAGUGUAAUCAGGGGCUUGUGUCUCCGUACUACUUGAAUGUCGGGGGUGUGAGCGACGUGAAAGCGGCAUAUCGAUUUUCAAGAAAAACUGGGGUUCCCAUCUCUAUCAAAGCAAGCGGACACGACUAUAUGACUAGGAGCAGUAUAAAAGGCUCGUUGGCCCUUUGGGUGCGCAAUCUCAAGACAAUGACCUAUCACCAGUCUUUCAAGCCUACCGGAGACACAUCCGCCAAAUCGGUAUCUGCCAUCACUUUUGGGCCUGGUGUGAAUUCUGAUGAGGCCCAGGCCUUCGCCAACAAAAACAAUGUCACGCUUGUUGGCCCAUCUUCCCCAACGGUCGCCAUUGCUGGAGGCUGGAGCUUUUUCGGCGGCCAUUCCGUCCUAACGCCAACAUUUGGCCUUGGUGCUGACAGAAUUCUGGAAGUUGAGAUUGUAACACCAGAUGGAGAACACCGCAUAUGCAACAGGAAGCGUAAUGCUGAUUUAUUCUGGGCUUUACGAGGUGCUGGUGGUGGCGUUUUUGGGGUGAUUCUCAGCACUACUAUCAAGGUCGAGGCAGCCAUGCCCAUUACUUUCGCAUUAAUAACUUUUCCGCCAACAUUAAGCAGGCAGGAUGAAUUCUUAUCUCUUCUCAUCAACGAAACGCGCAGCUUGUCCUCGGAGGGUUGGGGCGGUCCUAUGACUCCCAGUAGCCUUGUGCUGGUGAAUCCGCGCUUGGACGAGGCUGCUGCUAAUAAAUCUAUGUCACGGUUUUCCAGCUUUUCCAAUGAAAACAAUGGAACGGUGUCUAUAUUGAAGUUCAACACAUUUUAUGAGUUCUACAGUGCAUUUAUCUCAACAACUCCUUCUGACGCCGGCACGGGUCCUUUGUUGACGUUCCGCGUGUUACCAAAACGACUACACGAGACCAAAAAAGGCCAAAAAGACCUUCAUGAAUUUCUAAUGAAUCAAAUCAAACAGGGCCACUCGCCUACCAUCUUCAUGACCCCCCCAGCCCAGUUCAAAUAUCCCACCGACAGCACUUCUAUGCAUCCAGCGUGGCGUAACAGCUACUGGGAUAUUGGUUUUACUAUCAACUAUGCAGUCAAUUCGACGUUUGAAGAACGCCGACAGGCCGCGGUUCAAUCUCAACAGCUUUCAAGAGACAUUAUAGCAUUAGCUCCAGAUGGUGCAGCAUAUCCCAACGAGGCAAACCCUUGGCAGCAGAACUGGCAGAAGGAGUUUUGGGGAGAAAACUACAAACGAUUAACACAAAUCAAGGCCAAAUAUGAUCCCCAUGGAAUCUUGAGUUGCUGGAGAUGUAUCGGUUUCCAAGACGCUUGGAUCCAUAGUAAUACACGAUUUGGAUGCAUGGGCGAAUUUGAGGGGCUUGCCUAA